Messenger RNA from Prunus armeniaca (apricot), 915 nucleotides. The record is from the annotation of a GenBank genome assembly. Lineage: Eukaryota; Viridiplantae; Streptophyta; Magnoliopsida; Rosales; Rosaceae.
AUGCACGCAUGCCCCAAUGAUUGCAUCUUGUAUAGGAAGGAGUAUGAAGAUUCAAAUAAUUGUCCUACUUGUGAUAUCUCAAGAUGGAAGGAAGGCAAAGAUUCAAUCUUGAAAAAGGGUGUGCCAGCGAAGGUGAUGUCUCAUCUGGCGGAUUCCCCGUCUUGGAAACUUCUUGAUGAUAAAUGGCCCGAGUUUGGUAAUGAGCCGAGAAACUUGAGAUUGGCUCUUUCAUCUGAUGAAUUCAAUCCCCACAGUUCUCUAAGUAGCAGAUAUAGUUGCUGGCCAGUUAUCUUAGUUACAUAUAAUCUCCCUCCAUGGCUGUGCAUGAAACGAAAGUUCAUGAUGUUUACCUUAUUGAUUUCCAGUCCUAAACAACCCAGAAAUGAUAUAGACGUCUACUUGGAGCCUUUGAUUGAUGAUUUAAAAUCUUUGUGGGAGGAGAUUGGAGGAGUGUAUGAUGCACAUAAUGGAGAAUACUUUACACUCAAAGCUGCAUUAAUGUGGACAAUUAAUGAUUUCCCCGCCUAUGGAAACUUAUUUGGUUGUGUUGUUAAAGGAUAUAAAGCUUGUCCAAUAUGCGGCGAUGAUACACUUAGUCACAGGUUGAAAAAUGGCCACAAAAUUUGUUACAUUGGGCAUAGAAAAUGGUUACCAAUCAAUCAUCCAUAUAGGAGGCAACGUGUAGCCUUUAAUGGGAAACCUGAAUAUGACACGCCUCCCGAGCCAUUAACCGGAGAAGAAGUGCUGCAUAUGGUUGAAGAUGGUGACAGAGUUUGUUGGAAGAAGAAAUCAAUAUUCUUUGAUCUCGAGUAUUGGAAAUACCUUCCUGUGAGGCAUGUCCUAGAUGUUAUGCACAUUGAGAAGAAUGUUUGCAUAGUAUCAUUGGUACAUUGCUGGAGAUCCCUGGAAAAAUAA